Austrofundulus limnaeus is the source of this 3042-nucleotide messenger RNA. It is a transcript of the gene slc4a1ap, whose product is annotated as solute carrier family 4 member 1 adaptor protein. The record is from RefSeq and is a predicted model, not a curated record. NCBI's taxonomy places the organism in Eukaryota, Metazoa, Chordata, Actinopteri, Cyprinodontiformes, Rivulidae. Gene Ontology annotation, molecular function: protein binding. The transcript is spliced from 14 exons. The coding region runs from base 27 to 2348 and encodes 773 amino acids.
UGAUUUCACAGUUACACCAAACAAACAUGGCCGCCUCCCCUCCUACAGACGUGGGAAGUAUGGAAGAAGAAAUCCGCUCGGGAAUGGAAACCGAGGAGAGUUCGGUCCCUGAAAAUGGAGACAAAAGCAAAGAGACAGAAGUGUCCGAAAAAACGGAGCCAGAGACCGAGGAUACUUUUAAGAAACCGGCCUUUUUCGCAGCUCCGUCCAACAAACGCAUCGCCCCAUCAGCCUCAGCCGAGCCAAGCAGGAGCGAAAAUAACAAAAAUGGUGCCGCGGACAGAACUGGUGAGACUGUUCAGGAUGAUAAACCCGUCGACAAAUGUCAAAGGCAGGACCAAAAUGUGGAAAAAGACAGAGGAGGAGAAGUCAAACCGAAGGUGCCUUCUGUCAAAGCUGGAAAGUUCCCCCCGAUCCCGUACACAGAGCCUCCCUGGGGGGGCCCUCCGCCAGACACCCCUUACAGUCUUGAAAUCCUCAAAAACGGUACAGUAGUGGACACUGUGCCCCUCACUAACAUAAGCUACAUUGUGGUUGGACGUUUGCCUGUGUGCAAUGUCUCCCUGGAGCACCCGUCCAUCUCCAGGUACCAUGCGGUGAUCCAGUACCGCGGACAGGCCGGGCAGGAGGGCUGUGUCGGAGAGGAGAAGGGCUUUUAUAUCCAUGACCUUGGCAGCACACACGGCACAGUGGUAAACAAGAACAAAAUCCCCCCAAAGACCUUCAUCAGACUGCAUGUGGGUCAUGUGUUGAAGUUUGGUGGGAGCACGAGGCUGUUUGUCCUUCAGGGUCCGAAGUUUGAUGAGGAAGAGGAGUCUGAACUGACAGUGACAGAACUGAGGGAGCAAGCUCGCAAACAGAGAGCAGAGCUGGAGAAGAGGAUGAUGGGAGACCUGUCUGAUGGAGAGGAGGACGAGGAGAAAGAGGGGAGCACAAAGAGCCAAAGGAAAGAUGACGACUCUGGCUGCUCGUGGGGAAUGGAUGAGGAGGCAGCUCCAGAGGAAGAUGAGAACGAAGAAAACCCAUUUUCAACAGAGUUCCAAGAAGACCAGGAAGCAGCGUACCUUAAAGACCCGAAGAAAGUGUUGCAGGGAUUUUAUGACAGAGAAGGAGAGGAACUGGAGUUUGAGUAUGAAGACAAAAACCAUGGCUCUUGGCUCUGCAGAAUAAAGUUGCCCGUGGACGAUGCAAAAGGUCGUCAGCUGAUUGCUGAGGUGACGCACACGGGAAAGAAGAAAGAAGCAGCCAUUCAGUGCUGCCUGGAGGCCUGCCGGAUGCUGGAGGCCAGAGGGCUGCUGCGACAGGAAGCAGUGUCCCGGAAGCGGAAGAAGAAGAACUGGGAGGAAGAGGACUACUACGACAGCGACGACGACACCUUCCUGGAUCGGACGGGCACCGUGGAGAGGAAGAGGCAGGAACGAAUGAAGAAGGCAGGAAAGAUCGACGAGCGACCUGAAACCUUUGAUUCUUUGGUGGCCAAACUGUCAGCAGUAGAGAAAGAGCUGGCAGACACCCAGAAAAAGCUCAGCUCCGAGAAUCAAGGAAGUUCGGCCUCCUCCGCCGAAGACUCUCUGGACGCCUUCAUGACAGCGGUGAAAAGCGAGGCAGCGAUGGAUGCCGUGGAGCGCCGGAAGCUCCACCUGCACGUGGCCGACUUGCGUAAAGAAGCUGAAAAGCUUCGUAAGCUGGUGGAGCUGACGCGGCCGGCACAGAUGCCUUCACUUCUUCCCAGUGGAAGUUCAGAGCCAGAGAAGCCCAAAAAGACUUUACCGCUGUUUGGAGCCAUGAAAGGAGGAAGCAAAUUCAAACUGAAAACUGGGACCAUCGGAAAGUUGCCUCCUAAGCGGCCCAACCUGCCUGCGGAGCUUUUCAACAUGAAAGAGCUUCCGCCUGGUGGGGAGGAGGAGGAGGAAGAGGAGGCGGCGGCAGAGAUAAAUAAAGAUGAUGGUGAUGAACAUGACGUCACUUUAUCUAUACCUGGCACAGAAGAUUUGAAUGCUUCCACAUCUGAAGAGAAAACUACUUUGAAAGACGAGUCUCUGGAGGUCAAAGAUCAAAUCCACAAGCUGAAGAAGAGUGACGAAGCAGAGCAGCUAGUUCCUCUCAGCAGCAGCAGCAAGAAGUCCUCAGCAGCCCCCCUAAAAUCAGAGUCGAAGGCAGAGGGUGAAACAGAGCCAGCAGCAGACCCUGGUCCCCGGAAAAAGAAAAGGGUGAUGGGCUGCAGCAGGCCUCCUGUGCAGCUGUCAGGACAGUAUCCUGAGGAUGACCCUGAUUAUUCAGUGUGGCUGCCGCCUGCAGGUCAGACUGGAGACGGUCGGACCCACCUCAACGACAAAUAUGGCUACUGACUGGGAACAUCGGAGACAAACUUCUCCAUUUUCAUUCCUCCCACACCGCCACAUCUUUCUAUUCAUUUCAUAUCUCAAACUGUGACAAACAGGAAGCCUAAUGUUUCAAUGCUGGGACUCGUCCUGCUCAUGCUCCUCACUCCGUGUAAUAAUGAAGACGCAGCCCUUUGUUUUUAACCUUUUAUUUGAAUUCAAGCAGAGAUGUGAGAGGAAAAAGCAGCAUUUUAGUUCUACUUCUCUUUGCUUAUAAACCAGCCUGGCAUUUAUUCUACAUCCCUCUCUUUGGCUUCACUUGAUUGCUGCCAUAACCUUUUACUUUUUUUCCCUUUCCUCUAAAGGAGGGAGUGUGUAGCAGGGAGGGAAAGCAUUGAAGCAGCUUUUCUGACCAUCUGGACAUUUGGAUGGCGUUCUGGAUGAAACGUAAGCUGAUAAUGACUCAAGCUAAGUGGAGUGUGUGUAUCUGCGAGAGUGCACGGACACACACACACACACACACUCUGCUCAAAGUACUCUUUUUAACAAGAUUGUCUUGGUGAACGCUCAGAGCAGGAUUCCUUUCUUUGUGAAAUCCCACUCAGUGAUUUUUUUAAACUUCUCCCACACUUCCCACCAGCUCUGCUCUUGUAUUUUCUCACAAAAAUAAAUGUAAACUGUAUUUUGUUACAUGUAAUAAAAUUGUCUGUACAUAGCUUGA